Molecule: messenger RNA, 1215 nt
Organism: Botrytis byssoidea
Lineage: Eukaryota; Fungi; Ascomycota; Leotiomycetes; Helotiales; Sclerotiniaceae
Exons: 4
Coding region: 1-1215 (404 amino acids)
Biological process (GO): intracellular zinc ion homeostasis; zinc ion transmembrane transport
Cellular component (GO): membrane
Molecular function (GO): zinc ion transmembrane transporter activity
Source: RefSeq, a predicted model, not a curated record
AUGUCGUUCUUUAGUCCCCGUCGUGCUGCUCUUUUGCUUUCCAUUGCAAUUGUAUGCGUAUAUGCUCAAGGCCAUGCUACAUCUGUUGCAAGCAUGAGCUUGCCUGAAAUAGAGGAACAACUCCAACAAUGUCCUCUUGUGCAAGAUCUCAACGCAUAUAAACAAGUCACGUCUCCGAUUACUUCGACUCUUACUUCUCGCAUAUUCGCAGUUCUUUUCCCUUCCACCCCAGCUGUCAAUGCACUUCUAGCAACCCUUUACAUCUCUGGACCCCCCAACUUUCUCCUCGCAUUAUGUCCACCAAAUAUCGAUCCUUCUUCUCUCUCCGUAAUGGUAGCAUUUGCAGUUGGCGGUCUUUUGGGUGAUACAUUAUUCCAUCUUCUUCCCGAAAUCUUCCUCGGCGAGGACGCCCAUGAGAAUGUGCGCUUCGUGUUGGUUGAACCAAAUCGCAAUUUAUUGUUGGGAGUCGCGAUUAUGGUUGGAUUCGUUACAUUUGUUGCUAUGGAUAAAGGACUAAGAAUUGCUACUGGUGGACAAGGCCAUGAACACUCGCAUAGUCAUGGUCAUGAGAGCGAGAAGGAAACUUCUGCUAUUUCAAGCAACUUGGAUGAUACACAUGCCAGAAGUACUAGAUCAAGAAAGAAGGAUAGCGGAAAGUCAAUUGUUGAGGUUGAGAAGACUGAAAAGGAGAUCAACUCUAGUGUGAAGCUUGCUGGAUAUCUUAAUCUCAUCGCUGAUUUCACUCACAACAUUACCGACGGUCUCGCCAUGUCCUCUUCCUUCUAUGCAUCCCCAACGAUUGGCGCAACAACCACAGUUGCAGUAUUCUUCCACGAGAUUCCUCACGAAGUCGGUGAUUUUGCUCUCUUAAUCCAAUCUGGUUUCUCCAAACGUGCAGCCAUGGGGGCACAAUUCGUAACCGCACUUGGAGCUCUCCUCGGCACGGUCAUCGGCAUCAUGAUCCAAGAAUAUGGUUCAAGCACAGAAGAAGGCGGUAUUGGCAGGUUUGAUGGCCUCAUGGGUACAAGUUUGGAGUGGGGUGAUAUGUUGUUGCCAUUUACAGCUGGAACAUUUUUGUAUGUGGGAACUGUAGCUGUUAUUCCGGAAUUAUUGGAGACUGGAAAGGAUAGGGGCCUAGAAUUGACGAAGACGCUGAAACAAUUCAUGGCUAUGGCAACGGGAGCCGGAAUUAUGCUUUACAUUUCUUGGUCAUAA